AUGUCUACUAGGUCCAAUAACCCCAACCUGCACGGACCCCUCCCUCCAGCGACCCGACCUCGCCGUAGCAAGUCAGCUGGAGGAACGGGUGAACCGUUUAAAGUUGAUAACGAUUCAAAAGAAGAUGGCUCCAAUCGUUACGAAGGCGACGGAGACCUUGGCACACAGCGGCUUAGCCCCGAUAGACGAUCCCGCUAUGACCAUGGCGAAAAAAACUGCAGUCCCAGCAAUGAAUCCAGCGACCUUGGCUCAGGACGCCAUGGACUUGGAUCCCUCGGCGCAAAAGACUCCAGUCCCGACAACAAAUCCAGCGACCAUAGCUCUGGAAGCGAUGGACGUGGAUCGCGUAGCUUCAACCUCUUCGGCGGAUAUCCAGCUACUCCGCAAAUUACCGGAGAAACAG
Molecule: messenger RNA, 403 nt
Organism: Puccinia graminis f. sp. tritici CRL 75-36-700-3
Lineage: Eukaryota; Fungi; Basidiomycota; Pucciniomycetes; Pucciniales; Pucciniaceae
Exons: 1
Source: RefSeq, a predicted model, not a curated record